AUUAAAAGCACACAGCUUAUCAAGCUUCACAGCGCGAGACCCCGGCUGACAUAUCCGCCGUUGUUCUCGGGAAGAAGUGCGCGCUUACCAAUGUCAGAUUUCGUGAGUGAAUGAGUUAAUCAUAACCUUGUCAUACGUUUGCCGAAACGAUGAAGGCUGUUGGGCAGCGGCGAGCUUCGGCUGGAGAGCACGAAGCAGUCGCUGAUGAUGCGAGCAGCUUGAGGUCAGCCAGUGCCUUCUCAUUGUCGCCGAAUGAUGAAUGGGCGACAGUGAGGUUGUCGAGCGCCCUGCACGCUGGGCACAUGCCGUCUUUUGUCUUGCAAGGCUCGCUGAGCUUGACGCAGGCAGUGGAUCACUGCUUCAUCAAGCUGGUUGGGGGCAGCGCACUAGAGCGUCGCGCAGCUGCGCGCGGCCUGCUGCAGCUGUGCACGCACACCCAGUUGCGGCUGGCGGUGGACGAGCGGAGGCUGGUGGAGGGCCUGACGCAGUGCGUGAAGCGCACCUUCAGCUCAGACGUACUGGCACUGGCGCUGUGUGUGUUCCUGCAUGUGUCCUUCCCGCCGGACACGCCCGCCGACGAAUGGCCCUACGGACGGGAGGUGCGCGUGGUGGCGCACCGCUGCCUGCAGCUGCUCAGCCGCGGAGCCCUGGCGGACGCGGCGGCGAGCCAGCAGCCUCCUGGCGGCAGUGGCAGCUGCGUGCGGGCCGGCGCGAGUGCGGGCGGCGCCCUGGGCGGCCUGGGCGGCCUCAGUGCGGACUUUGACGACCUGGCCAGUUUCGGCAGCCCCCGGGCGCUGGACAGCCAUGGCGGCAGCGUGGGCGGGGCGUCGGACGCGGCUGCAGCGGAGUGCGGGCCGGUGGAGCUGGCGGAGGCGGCGGCGGUGGCGGCGCGCCCCGCACAGGUGCUUCGGCUGCUGCAGGAUUCGGAACUCACGGAGGCAGCUCGGGACGCCGCCGCGCUGCUCCGCCGCCACCGCUCUGCCGGCCUCAUGGCGGCGCUGCAGGGCCUGCUGGGCCACGCGGCGGAGGAGCGGCCGCGGCAGCUGGCAGUGGCACUGGCCACUGAGGUGGUGGCGGCAGGGGCGGUGACACAGCUGGUGGAGGCUCUGCGGCAGGGUGCUGACGACAGCCGCGGCGCGCCGCUGGACUGGCGGGCCCUGCUGCUGGACGGCCCCGGCGGCGGCGGCGCAGGGGAGGACGGCCACGGCCGCGGCCAGGGCGUCUUGGGCGGCGGCGCUGGUGGCGACACGCCGCAGCCGCCUGCGCUCACCCGGGACAGCCGGGCCCUGGCGCUGGAUGUGCUGCUGCUGGUGCUGGCCAGCCUGGUGCCCACCCGCCUGGCCGCACCCCAUGUGGCAGCGGCAACAGGGCCGGGCGCGGCAUCGGCGUCAGGGGCAUCUGCACUGGGCACUCCGGCGGUGGGGCAGGGCAGCAGUCAGUCGCCCUCACCACUGCCCUCAUUCACGGCGCCCUCGGGCAUCCUCAGGGCGCCCUCAGGCAUCGUGGCUACUGGUGCCGCCGCCCCUGUGGUGCCCGGGCAGCCGCUGCCGGACGCGCCCCGCACCGUGUCCCUGGCUUCCUUCCAGCUGCUGGCGGCACACGACCCGCGUGAGCCUGGUGUGGCCAUGAGCUCCGGCGCCCUGACUGCAUCGGGGCCCUUAGCGGCAGCUGGUGGACACAGCGAUCUGGCGGAGGGGCCCGGCGCCGCCGCGGCCUCUGCGGCUGCCGCCACCUUUGCGGCCGCGGCGCGAGAGGCGCUGGCGGCGGGGGUGGUGGGUGUGCUGGUGCCUCUCAUGGCGGCGCCGGGCACUGCGGGCGGCUUUGCUGCGGCGUCUCCGGCCGGUCAGCAGGCCAAGGUGCUGCUGCUGCUGAACUGGCUGGCGGAGGCGGCGGAGGCGGACACGCCUGGCGGCGCAGCGGGUGUGCUGUCGGCGCUGCAAGUGGCGGUGGUCUCGACCCCCGGCGCCUGGCGGGGGCUGCUUGCGGGCGCGGGUGACCUGCUGACGCCGCCCAGUGCUCCGCCGCCGCCCCUGUGGCUGACGUGUGACGCCGCGUCUGCGGAUGGUGCCCCCACCGCCACGCAACUGCGGCGGCGACGGCGAACGUGGUGGUGGUGGGGUCUGUCGGCGGCUGGUCGCGUGGCGGUGCUGCGGCUGGCGGCGGCGGCCGUCAAGGAGUCUCCUUCCGCUGCGACGGACCUGCUGGCAGCCGGGCCCUUUGGCGCAGCAGCCAUGUGCGGCUGUGCGGUGGAUGCGCUGGCGGCCGCCCUCCUCCGAGUCCGGCCCCGGGGCAGCCUGGAGCUGCAGCAGUCAGCCGCGCUGGGCGAGCAAGAUGACGCCGAUGAGGACGAGGACGAGGAGGCCGCAGCCAUGGCCGCGGCGCGCGCGUUGGCAGCCGCGGCCCGGGAAGAGGCGGAGGCAGCAGCUGCGGCUGAGCUGGGCGGUGCGGGCAUGGCGCUGGUGAGUGAGCUGGUGGCGCGGCUGCCGCCCUUCGGGACCACCGCCACCGUCACCAGUGCGAAGGCCGGGAGCGGCACGAGUGGCGGCAGCGGUGCGGCAGUGGCGGUGGCGGUGGCGGCGGCGGUGGCGGUGGCGGCUUCGCCGCCUUGGCUGGCGGGUGUGGCCGUGCAGCUGGCACGUCGGGUGGCGGCCAGGGUGGCGGCGGCGUCUGCGGCCGAGGCGGCCGGGGAGGGCGGUGAGGCUGGGCGGCUGGGCCCUCAGGUCCGGGCGCUGGCGGCGGUGCUGGCGGCGCUGAGGGACGGCGGACCCAAGGCGCUGGCGGCCGGGCUGUCCGCCGCCGAGCUGCAGCACCUGGCGCACGCCGCCGCCGCCUGCCUGGACCGCGUGCCGCCCAUGCCCAGCCCCGCCAGCAGCAGGCAGCUGCCAGCCACCGCCGCAGCUGGAACUGCGGGCGGCGGGGCAGCAGCAGCAGCAGCAGCAUCAGCAGCGGCUGCAGCAGCGCCCUGCCCUACGGUGCUGCCUGUGGCCUCCUGCCAGGGCGCCGCCGGGGACCCCGAGCCCGACAGUGAUGACCGGCCUCUGGCGCUGGAGCUGGCCGUGCAUGUGCUGGGUGGCUGCUGGCUGGCGGCGGCGGCGGAGCAGCGGGCGGAGGCGGCGGCGGAGGCGGCGGAGGCGGAGGUGCUGCGGCAGAGUGGCGCCUCGCCUGCAGGCGGCCUGCGCUCACUGGCGGCGGCGGCCCAGGCGGCCCGGGUGGUGGGGCCGGGGCUGGAAGCGCUGGCCAAGGCGGUAGCGAGAUCUCGCGGGGUGGCGGUGCUGGUGGGGCGUGUGCGGGAGCUGGUUGCCGCGGCCCCGGCGGCCGUUGCAGCCAUUGCUGCGGCGUCGGCCGGUCGCCCGGGCCGCGGCGGGCUGCUGCCGCUGCCUCCGUCCGCCGACACAGGAGGCGAGCCCGGCGGCGCAGCUGCAGCGGCCGCCCUGCCCCCGGCCUUGGCCCCCGGGCGUCUGUGUCUGCGCGCGCUUCUGGCUGUGUUGUCAAGUCUUGCCGCACUGAUGGCGGCACUGGCCCGGGAGGCAACCCGCCGCCAGGCAGAGCAGGCCGCGGCGGCCUCGGCUGCUGCCGCGUCACGGCUGCUGCGCGGCGGCGUCAGCUCGGCUGCGUCCUCCCCUACGCCCUCCUCGGCCGGUGUGGGCAGUCCGGUGGUGGCCGCCAGUGCCCUGCAUCACGCCAUUGACGGCGCCGCCCUCAUCCCACUGCUGGCGCUGCCACCCGGCUCCGGAGCCGCGGACGCACUGCAGCUGCUCACCCUGCUGGCCACAGCCUCCUCUGCUACUGCUGCUUCUCCCACCAGCGGCGGCGGCGCUGCGUCGCCAACUCCUGCCGGCGGCUCCGCCGCCGCCACAACGGACCCCGCCGCCGCCAGUCGUCUUGCCCGCCUGCGCGGCGCCCUGCUGGGGGCCUGCCUCGCCAGCCCCGGCCCCGCCAACCCCCUGGCGGGCCCGGCCCUGUGGCGUGGGCUGCUGGCGGCCGCGGACGCCUGCUUCACUGGCGGCUGGCCACUGGUGGGGUCGGAGGCGCUGACCCUGCUGCUGGAGGUGGCGGCGGCACUGGCGGCGCGGCUGCCCGAGGCCGCCGCCGUCAUGGCCGCCAGCGCUUCCUCAGCGGCGGCGGCGCCGGAGGCCGCCAAGCUACCUGCACCCGGAUCUGUGACCGCCGCCGCCGGGGGAGCAGUGGUGGCGGCGGCGAUGGCCAUCCUGCGCGCCGGUGCCGGCAUGUCCCAGCCGCUUGGCGGCGCCUGGGACUCCCCAGCGGGUGCCGCUACCGCCAACAGCAUUCCCCCGGCUGUGCGGCUGGUGCUCCUGGGCCAGGCGGGCGGCGGCGCGGCAACGGGCGACGUCAGCGGCGGCAGCUGCACCGUACCCCGCCCGCUGAUUGCAGCGGCGGCUGCGCUGGUGGCCGCGCUGGUGCCGCACCUGCCGCCCGGCUCGCCCCUGCUCCGCCAGCUGCUGCCCACGGCCGCGGCCCUGGCGGCGCGCGCCUCUGCUGCCGGCGGCGCGCCGCCUCCCUCGGCUGUGCUGGUGGCUGUGUCGCGGUGCCUGGAGCGCCCGGAGCUGCGUGAGGGCGGCUGGCCGGAGGGCGUCAGCCUGGACGGCCUGACAGACUCGCUAGGCACCGCCCUGGCCGCCGCCGUCACACACGCCAACACCACCGCCGCAGCAGCCGUGGCCGCGGCCGCCGCCGGACCUGCCGGCAGUGAGCCCUCUAGCCCUGUGGCUGCGGGCAACACCGGCGGCAGCAUGGCCAGCACCGCGGCCGGGCCGGGGGCCGCCGCCGCCGCGGCGGCUGCCGCCGCCGCCACUGCCAACCUGGAGCUACGGGACCUGGUGGGAGUGGCGGCGCAGCUGCUGGGGCUGGCCGCCACGAACCCGCUCCCCGCUCCUACCCCCCACGCCACCACACCGCUUCCCCCGCCACCACUGUCUGGGGCCGAGGACGACGGCGGCGUGGCAGAUGCGGCUGCCGCAGCCAGGGCGGCUGCUGCAGCCAGGGCGGCGGCCGCGGAGGAACGGGCUCGGCGGCGCGGCUACCUGGUGCGGCGCCACGGCGUGAUGCGCCUGUGCGCCGCCACCCUGGCCGCCGCCCUGCGCUUCAACGCCCCCGGGGCGCCCCGGCUCUUGCCCGGUCUGCCGCAGGGGCUGGCGCCGGCGGCUGCCGCGGCCGCUGCUGCUGCGGAUGCCGCCGCCCGUCACGAGGUGUUGGUGGCGGUGCUGGAGGCGGCGUGCGGGGCCCUGGAGCCGUUGCUGCUGCUGCCACCUUCCGCACCCCCAUUACAAAACUCAACAGGUGGCGGGUCUGCGGUGUUGCCGCCGGCGCCGCCGCCGCCGCAGUGCCACGCGCUUGCGCAGGCCCAGCUGUGUGCGCCGCUGGCAGGCGCCGCGUCAGAGGUGCUGGCGGCGGCGACACAGCAGGCGGCGGUGGCGGCGGCGGCGGCGGCGCCUCAGGCGGGCGCCGCCCUGGACGCCAGCGGUGGCUCGGGUGUGCUUGCGGCGCUGCGGGCGGCGGGUCGUGCCACCCAGCUGGUGUCGCUGUACCAGUCGGCCUGUCUGGAGGCCCACACCGCAACUGCCUCCCGGGCGGCCGCCGCCGCCAGUGCCGCCACCGCCGCACCGCCACCCCCCAGCAGGCCCUCAGGCGCUCUGCCGGGCAGCCCCAGCAAGUUGCAACGCGGCGCACCCCAGCCGCCGCCGCCGCCGCCUCUGCACCGCGCAGCUGCAGCUGACAGUGCCGAGGCCCUGGCUGCUCUGCUGCUGAUGCCGCCGGCCUGGAACCCGCCUUCACUGGCGCUGACCGCACCUCCCGCGGCGGCUGACAUGAGCCCCGGCGCCCCGACUGCCGUGACUGCGGUGGCGGCGGCGGAGCUCGAGCGGCAGGACCAGGCCGGCCGCACGCCGCUGCACGCCGCCGCGGGGGCGGGGCGGCUGGCGGCGGUGUCGCUGCUGCUGGCGGCGGGAGCCAGCCCCGAGGCCAAGGACCACGCCGGCCACACGCCCCUGCACGUCGCCUGUGAGGGCGGGCACCUGGGGGCGGCGGCGGCACUGCUGGCGGAGGGAGCCGCGGACGUGACAGCGGCGGCGCGGGACGGCUCCACCGCCCUGCACCUGGCCGCAUCAGCAGCAGCCGCAAUCACGGCAGCCGCGCCCGAGCCGCCGCCGUCAGCCGCCCCCACCGCCUCCCAGACUCCCGCCACCGCCCCCACCCGCUACUACUCGGCAGGCGGCGGACCCGCUGCUGCCACCGCGCCCUUCUCCUCGCCCUCAGCCGCACUGCUGGGUGCCGGUGCUGGGACCUGGCUGGGUUCGCAGCCGUCGCCCGCGAAGACGCACCACCAGCGGCCAGGAGUCGACGCUGCCACCACGGAGGCGGCGGCCGCACAGGAGGCGGCGGCGCAGGAGGCGCUUGUGGCGGCGCUGCUGGCGGCUGGCGCGGACAAGGAGGCAAAGCGCGAGGACGGCCGCACUCCCCUGGCAGUGGCUGCGGCCGCGGGCAAUGCCGCCGCGGUGCGGGCGCUGCUAGCGGCGGGUGCUGACGUGGGCGUGCGCGAUAAGUCUGGCGCCUCCCCCCUGCGCCUGGCUGUGUCGGGCGGUGCGGGGUGCCUGGCGGCGCUGGAGGCGCUGCUGGGGGGCGCGGUGGAGGCCACCGGGCGGGAGCUGUGGGCGUCGUGUGUGCGCGGCGAGGCCUGCGGUGACGGCCUGCUGCACACCGCGUGUCGGGCGGGAUGCGGCGCCGCCCUGACGCUGCUGCUGGAGGCGCUGGCGGCAGCGCAGCCGCAGCAGCAGCAGCAGGGGGCGGCGGCGGUGGAGCGGGGGGCCGCUGCGGCUGACGCUGGCGGCGAGGUGGCUGCGGCUGUGGCUACGGCUGCAGGUGCUGGUGCUCACGACGACGCGGAUGACGCCCCCCCGCCUGGCCCCGCGGCGUCCUCCGCCUCCUCCCCUGCCGCCGCCGCCGCCUGGCUGGAGGCGCUCAACUGGGACGCCGACACGCCGCUGCACACCGCGGCGCGGGCGGGCGCGGGUGGCUGCGUGCGGGCGCUGCUGGCGGCGGGGGCAGACUGGGCCGCGACCAAUGGGGACGGCGACGGUGUGCUCCACGUGGCGUGUCGCGGCGGCAGUGAGGACGUGGUGGCGGCGCUGCUGGCGGCGGGGGCAGACCCCGGCGUCACAAACGGGGGCGACGACACGCCGCUCCACUUCGCUGCGGCCAUGGGGCACGCGGGGGUGGUGCGGCAGCUGCUGCGCGCGGGGGCGGACCCGGAGCCAGCCAACUGGGACGGCGACCGGCCGCUGCACAUCGCGUGUGAGGGCGGCUUUGCGGAGGUGGUUGACGUGCUGCUGGGCGCGGGGGCGGACCCAGGAGUGAAGGGGCAGAACGGCAAGACGCCGCUGCAGUACGCCACCACAGAGGUGUCCUUCCACGCCGCCUCACUGGGCCGAGUGGGCCAGUACCGCAAGGUGGUGGCACUGCUCACUCCCGCACUGGAGGCCCAGAGGGCUCUGCAGCGCGACCAGCAGGCGCAGGAGCAGCGGGAGGAGGCGGCGGGUGAGAAGGAGGAGGAGGAGGAAGACGGCGAGGCAAGGGAGGUGGCCACAACCGCGGCCCCCACGGCCGCAGCCAUGGAGGCACGUGUGGUUGGGGUCGGGUCCCGGGAACGGGGCACGGCCGGCGGCGCCACACAGGGCGCCACGGACGGCUCCUCCGAGUCUUUGGGCCACGCGGCCUCUGCGGCGCCGCACACAGCUGCCGCCGGCGCCGUCAGCCGCCCCGCAGCCGGCACAUCCCCACUGGCGCCCGAUGGAGCUGCAGCCGCAGCUGCAGCCGCCGACACCAACACCAACGGCGGGGCCAUCUCGGCCCACUCCUCGCUGGCAGCUAUGGCGGGGCUGGUCCCUGCCUCUGGGCCACAGACCGGCAGCAGCCGGGCGCUGGGGCACACCGGCCCACGCGGCUCCCUGGGCGGCAGCAGCACCGGCGCCGGGCCCGCCGCACCUGCCCCCGCGCCCUCCGCGCCACCGGCCCUGGCGCCCUCACCGGUCUUCCCCGAUGCGCUGGCUCGUGCCGGCUCCUUUGUGCCCUCAGGCCGGCGCAGUGCGGCUGAGGUGGAGGCGGCGGUGGCGAGGCGGCUGGCGGAGGAGCUGCGUGAGCUCAAGGAGCUGAGGGCGGCUAAGGCGGAGAGGGAGGAGCAGGAGCGGAGGGAGCGGGAGGCGCAGGCGGUGGCGAUGCAGGGGCAGGAGCAGGAGCAGGAGGGGUACGAGGAGGAGGAGGGCUAUGAGCAGGAGGUGGAGGAGCGGGAGGAAGGAGGGGGAGGCGAAGGCGAGGGCGAGGGCGAGGGCGCUGCCGAGGGCGAUUUCUUCUUUGAGGAGGGCGAGACAGUGGACUAUGAGGCCGAGUAUGGGGAGUACGGGCAGGAGGACGAGGGAGCGGGCGGGGCGGCGGCCGCAGCGGGGAUGUAAACACUGGAUCAUGGAGGAAUGCGGGUAGAGAUCAAAACCAGCAUUGCAGUCUGCAAGGAAAUAGCGUGGUAGGAUUUGGAAGUCACGCGCACGUGGCCGAGGUCAAUGCAGGGUACAAGUAGGUGGCGUUAAGUGGGACCAGGCUGGGGCAGGCGAGGAGGCGCUGGGCUGUGGCAUGCGGGUGUGGCGCCGUGCCGCCCUUGUGGCUGCAUGCGCUUCCAAGAUGCUGAGCGCGCAGCAUGUGUGUCCACUCAUAGGAUAUCGACGAUGCUCUAAUGAUAAUAAUGCGAAGCUUUGUUGCAUGGGGUAUGUGUUGGCAGUUAGGGAGCGGAGCAGCUGUAGGCAGGAGGCAGCGUGUGAUGUUGGACGUGUUGAACGGGAGCCGGUGUGAUAUCAAUCUAGUUGAUCGGCGGCAGGCGCAUCAUCGUGGGUGCUUUGCAACGGGGUCUGCUGGUGCGAGGGGGAGUGACGGAGUGACGCGGGAGUCGAUCACAGCCGCGGAUUACACCUGGGACCCUCAAAGGGCUUGCGCAUUCUCAGACCGCUUGCCAGGGCCAACAGAUGCAAAUGUAAUGUUCCGUAUCA
Messenger RNA from Chlamydomonas reinhardtii, 9047 nucleotides. RefSeq lists its product as uncharacterized. Bases 303 to 8462 code for a protein of 2719 amino acids. Gene Ontology annotation, molecular function: protein binding. Gene Ontology annotation, biological process: protein localization to ciliary inversin compartment. The record is from RefSeq and is a predicted model, not a curated record. The transcript has 22 exons. Lineage: Eukaryota; Viridiplantae; Chlorophyta; Chlorophyceae; Chlamydomonadales; Chlamydomonadaceae. Gene Ontology annotation, cellular component: ciliary inversin compartment.